AUGCGCGUGUGGAAGGACGCAGAGGGCAAUGUCCUCGAGGCGAUCCCCACUUUCAGGCUCAUGGAUGCCGAUGGAGCGGCUAUUGAUGGCAUGGCCGAGGAGUUGAUUGGCGAGGAGCGUGCCCUCAAGAUGUACAAGACGAUGUCCCUCCUGCCUCAGCUGGACCAGGUCUGCUACUCUGCGCAGAGGCAGGGUCGCGUCUCCUUCUGGAUGACUUCCUACGGUGAAGAGGCAGCCAUUGUCGGUGCGGCAGAGGCUCUCGCGACCGACGAUGAGGUCUUCUCACAGUACAGAGAGAUUGGCGUCCUCAUGCACAGAGGACUCGGACUCGACACCUGUAUGAACCAGGUCAUGGGGACAACACUGGACCAGGGCAAAGGACGUCAAAUGCCCAACCACAUUGGCUCCAGGGCUCUUCACUUCCACACUGUCGCCUCCCCCCUCGCGACCCAGAUCCCGCACGCAGCAGGAGCAGCCUACGCUCUCAAGCGCACCGCGGGCCGCGAGAACAAUGUAGCCGCGUGCUUCUUCGGUGAAGGCGCAGCGUCGGAGGGCGAUUUCCAUGCUGGAUUGAACUUCGCCAGCACCCUCAACUGCCCUGUGCUCUGGUUGGCGAGGAACAACGGCUUCGCUAUCUCGACUGCGAGCAUCGACCAGUACAGAGGAGAUGGACUUGCGGCUCGUGGGCCAGGCUAUGGCACCCUCACCAUCCGCGUGGACGGUAACGACGCCCUCGCGGUCCUGUACGCCGUGUCUGAAGCGAAGAGACGCUCCCUCGAAGCCUCUCGCCCCGUCUUCCUCGAGCUCAUGACGUACCGCGUAGGCCAUCACUCCACCUCCGACGACUCGGGCUCCUACAGGCCCAAGUCCUCCGUAGAAGAAUGGACCCAAACAGACAACCCGAUUCACCGCAUGCGCAAGUACCUCAUCUCUCGCGGCUGGUGGAGCGACGCUGAGGAGGCGGACCUCGUAAAGACGCACAGGAAGGACGUGCUCGCAGCGAUGAACAAGGCGGAGAAGCGCCACAAGCCCCCCCUCUCGGUCCUGUUCGAGGACACCUGGGCAAACCCACCGCCAGCCCUGCAGGAGCAGAGGGCAGACUUGAAAAGGUUGUUGGAGAAGUAUGGCGAGGACUACGAGCCGUGGAAGGAGGCUCUGAAGAAGGUCGAUGGUGGGGCAAAGGGAAUCGACUAUGAGCCUAAGGAUCAGGAGCUGUAUGGGGGUGGGUGGCCUUGA
Messenger RNA from Jaminaea rosea, 1236 nucleotides. RefSeq lists its product as hypothetical. Gene Ontology annotation, molecular function: oxidoreductase activity, acting on the aldehyde or oxo group of donors, disulfide as acceptor. NCBI's taxonomy places the organism in Eukaryota, Fungi, Basidiomycota, Exobasidiomycetes, Microstromatales. Gene Ontology annotation, biological process: branched-chain amino acid catabolic process. The record is from RefSeq and is a predicted model, not a curated record. The coding region runs from base 1 to 1236 and encodes 411 amino acids. The transcript has 3 exons.